UGAUGUUGUGGCUUUCCUCCGCUGAUGGAACCGUCUGAUCUGCGGCCGGGACAUCCAUGACGUUUGCUGUAGUGGUCUUGAAUACAAAGAUGUCGACAAGACAGAGGGUAUUCUUGUCAAUAGCUUCAUUGUGUUGGUCUUGCACCACCCUCGCCGCUGCCACACAUCGACAACAUACAACGAAAGGCCGACGCGUCACCAAAAGACCAAACUUGGGGAGGGGAACAGAACAGAGAGAUGAGGUUCCGAGACUAUCUCGGGAGAUAGAUUCGAGAGAACUACGAGGUUCCGAGAUGCCUACCGGGCACACGCCCGAGGUUGAUCUAGCCAAUCAUGGCGUGGACAUUGAUCAUCCAACGAGUACUACCUCCACGGCGACGUUGUGUUAUCGUGCCGAGAGUACUGUGUGAGAAUAAUUUUGGUCUCUCUGCUUCAGCCGAAGGAUUUAGAC
This is a messenger RNA of Exophiala mesophila, 451 nucleotides long. RefSeq lists its product as uncharacterized. Bases 57 to 410 code for a protein of 117 amino acids. NCBI's taxonomy places the organism in Eukaryota, Fungi, Ascomycota, Eurotiomycetes, Chaetothyriales, Herpotrichiellaceae. The transcript has a single exon. The record is from RefSeq and is a predicted model, not a curated record.